UUGACUUUUCUAUCACUAUUUGAAUUUUGAGAAUUGUCGAAUUGUUGAAUCACACAAAAGUCCAAAGCAACUCUAUAAUAAUAUAUAAUCAACUUGGGGUUUGGUUUACACUUGCAUGUUGCUAGUAGGCUACUCAGUCAGGUACCUUUUUCCACCAGCAUUGUAGAGAAAUCCUUAUUUACAAAGUCUGUAAUUAACACUGGACCUGGAUUAAUUUGAUUAGAAUCCCCUUUUAGAGUAAAUUCAUCUUUUAGUUCAGUGUUUUCUUAUUGUGGCCAUGUAGGGCAGGGUCCACGUUUCUUGAGCUGACUAUACAGUGUGUAUAAUGCUGCUAAGUGCAGUGGAAAAAAAAGUCUCAGAUGUUUCUCCAUUCAUCUUGGGUGCCUCACAGGGACUGACAGUCGCUCCUGGCCUGCGCCCCCAGCCCCACACCGAACAAGGAAGGGUCUUGUCUUUGGAUAGUCCCAGUAAAGCAACCCAGCCCCUCCCUCUCUCCCUCCUUCCCUCCCUCUCUCCCUCCUUCCCCUCUCUCUUCUCUCCUCUCCUCUCCGCUCUCGUCCAUGCUCCGCCUGCCCUGCGUGUGAGUGAACUACCAUCUGGCCCCGUCCUCCAUCCUCCUGCACCGCUGCAGCCUCAGAGCUCCCCUUCCUCCUUACUUUACACCAGGGGUCUCCAACAGCACACUCGGACUGCAGCCGGUAAGAGCCUGCCCCUUCUCCAGUGCUGUGGAGAGUGGACUCAGUACCCUCUGCCAACCAGCUAUAGGCAGCCUUCGCCAGAGCUCCCGAGAAAGGAAAGAAAAAUCUCUGUCAUAUUAUACAAGCUAUCGAUCAGCGCCUGUCUGCAUAGCCCAUCCCUCCCUCCCUCCCUCGGCACUCGUCCUUUUCCCCUUCAUGCGCCUCCGUCCAUUAUUGGGCUUGGAGCAGCCACAGCAGAGCUGAUGUCUGACGCAGGGCCUGCCAGCGAGAGGAUGGGGACUACAGCAUGGGACCAUCACAACACAAGGAUGUGGGAGUCCACCCUGUGUGAGUUAAGGAGGGGCGUUGCCUCCUCCCCACACCUGUCAGACAGUGAGGUGUUAAUCCCAGUGGAAAAGGGACAGCAGAUUAGGCAUGUUAUCUCACAGCUAGAGACCCCUGCUUUGCCCAGAUGGUGUAAUAGACAUCAGUGGAGAUGGCUACAACAGGAGAGGAGAGCUUAUGUCCAUCUACAAGAUCUCAGGCGGGCCUGGGUCACCCCUGACCUGCACAAGAGCCUGAGCUGUACAUGGCACCCAGCGUCCAUCCCCGCAUCUCACUUGGGCCUGUGUGGUCAUGAUUGGGUCAGAGGAGAGGUCAUGAUGUCCCCAGACGCUGUGGUACUGCCUUUGGAGGGUAUGGUGGAGGCCACCUGGCUGAACUGCCACAGAUGCGAGGUCCAUAAGAAUUUAAACUCUCCACCAAAUGACAUGGAUUUAAACCAAAUCUGUCAACCUUCUUUGAGAUGUGAGUCACUUGGAGCACAUGAGGAUGAUCAUAGAAUAGAAAAUAGACUUAUUAGUUACUUCACCAGAGCAAAUAGCAUUCCUAUCUUAUUCUUCAAAGUUCAGCCGAAUGUCUACUUUACAUGUGCCAAGGCUUCUGUGUGCAGAGUUCCAACUCCUUAUUCUCCAGGCCACUGUGUACACAGUGUAUGCACCUCAGACCAUUGUGGUGCACUGCACAUUGCCAGACAUCCAAAGAACAGAGCUGAAUCUAGUUAUCCUUGGGAAGAAACAUUUCAAGAUUACAACCACAAUGACUGCUUGUUAAGGACAACAGUCGACCAUCCUUGUCAUCCAACGGCGACUUUAUCCACGAAAUCCUCCCCUGACUGUAUCAUCACACCUCAUGAUGCCUUCCUCAGGGUGCUGCCAACGGUUUCGCUUCCAGAAAGCUCUAUCCUUUGGCAUAGUUCUAGUGCAGAAUGGACGACAAUCGACAGCGACCCUCCCUUGGAGGUUGGAGCCGAAUUAGAUGCGGACACCUCUGGUGAACAGAUCAGCCAAUGUGCAGACAACGGCACGUCCAGCAGUGACAUCUCAGAGACUGAAGACUCAGACAGCGAUGACGCGGGCACAGACACAUCUGAUACCUCCUGUCAGCAUGAAUUCUCUGAUGGGCAUGAAUCACUGAGCGAGCGGACAGGAUAUUGGUGCCCGCUGCCCAUCCUCAAGAGGUCUCGGGGAGUGGCACACCUGCAUGCCGUACCGUCUGCCUCAUCAGAGGAGCACAAUGCAAGUCGUCUGAGGAAGAGAGUAUCCUUCUUCGAGGAGGUCACUGUCUUCAUUUUUGACAAGGAGGCACCUACCCAGGACUUAAAAACUCCAUGUAGCUCAGUGGACAUGCAGAGCCAAAAGUCGCAGGGCAUUCUGACUAUGUCCACCAGUGGACAUGCUGGUCACUUCUCAGCAGAGGAGAUCCACUGUGAUGAAGAUGAUCUGGAGUGGGAAGAUGACUUCUGCACAGCAUUGCCCUUGUUCCCUGUUCUGAUGGAGGCCAAUCGGUCCUCUUGGUCUCACAUCUCGGACACAUCGGAGCAUCCACGCGGCUCCGCCUGCUUUCGUCACGACUGGGUGAACUGCUCCACCUACACCUUCACCCACAUCACAGACUCGGACUUGGAGUGACUAGAAAAAAUUAGCAGGACUCACUCUUUGGCAUUCCAGUUUCUUCAUCGUAUGGAGUAGAGAAGCUGUUAAUGCAAUUAGCAAUGAAGUUUUUUUUUCUACAGAUAUUAAGAUGCCAUUUUUCUUUAUAGCAGUAAUGUAUUAACUCCCUAAUAGGAUGAGA
Molecule: messenger RNA, 2810 nt
Organism: Alosa alosa (allis shad)
Lineage: Eukaryota; Metazoa; Chordata; Actinopteri; Clupeiformes; Clupeidae
Exons: 6
Coding region: 326-2647 (773 amino acids)
Source: RefSeq, a predicted model, not a curated record